CUUUAAGCAACAUUCUCUCUCUUAAUAGUUUCAAGAGUUCUUUGAGUAUCUUGAUUUGCAUUCAUUAUUAUCAAUGUAAUCUCAUUAUUAUUACUGUAAUCUCUUUGCAGGUUGGUCCACUUCAUAACAAGCUUCAACUUUUUUCUGUAGAUUCCCAUAUCCCAUAUCAGAGCUCUGUGUAGAAUAUCUUCCCUAUCGCCAUGUCUAAUCGAUCUGCCAACUCUGAGUUCAUCAUCAUUGGAUUUCCAGGUCUCCAACAGAAAUUCCACAUUCCGGUCUCCAUUACAAUGUUUCUUGUCUACUGUGUUUCACUGUUGGCCAAUAGCUCUGUUAUCAUAUUAAUCCUUCAGAAAGACCAACUCCACCAACCAAUGUACAUUAUAAUCAGAAACCUCGCUCUCUCUGACCUUCUCUUUGACACAAUAACAUUACCGAAAAUCAUUGCCAAAUAUUGGUUUGGAGCAGGUUCUAUAUCCUUCUAUGGUUGCAUCUUCCAGCUCUUCUGUAUCCAUUCCCUUGCAAGUCUUGACUCCUUGGUCAUUAUGUUGAUGGCUAUUGAUCGUUAUGUUGCUAUCUGCAAACCUCUCAGGUAUCAUUCCAUAAUCAGCAAUAAACUGGUGUCUCUGCUCUGCUUCUUUUUCUGGGUCCUUGCUGCCCUAAUUGGCUCUACUGUUGCAGUCAUAGCUGGACAACUGCCUUACUGUGGGCCCAAUCGUGUCAAGAACUUUUGCUGUGUCUAUUCAGCAGUCACAGUGUUGGCGUGUGUAGAUGUUACAUUGGCAAGAUGGACAUUUUUUACUCUUGCGAUGUGCGUGCUCCUCCUGCCACUGGCCUUUAUUAUACUCUCAUAUAUUUUAAUAAUCAGAGUUAUACACUCAUCAACUAACAAUAAAAAUUCAUGGAAGGCAUUUUACACCUGUACCACUCAUUUAAUAGUCAUUGGCUUGUAUUAUAUCCCCAGGGUGUUUGUAUAUAGUACAAGUCAAAUCCCUUUGAUCCUUGAUGCUGAUAUCAAUGUCUUCCUCCUUUGUCUCUACACAUUUGUUCCCCAUUUAGCCAACCCCAUUAUAUAUUGUCUUAGAACCAAAGAAAUUACACAUAUUUUUGAACUAAGUUUCAACAAUAUAGUUCUUUUGAAAAGUAUGCAGACAUCAAAAAACCUGCAGUGA
Messenger RNA from Xenopus laevis (African clawed frog), 1169 nucleotides. Its product is annotated as olfactory receptor 2M3-like. The transcript has a single exon. NCBI's taxonomy places the organism in Eukaryota, Metazoa, Chordata, Amphibia, Anura, Pipidae. Bases 201 to 1169 code for a protein of 322 amino acids. The record is from RefSeq and is a predicted model, not a curated record.